UUUUUGUUUUGUUUUCUUUUUUGUGGGAAAAAAUGGCGAUAUCUGUCGGUUGUGUGCGUUUGUAACAAUGCGGCCGGUAAUGUUGACGAGAAAUAGAAUUUCGUAUAAACUUGGAUCCCCUGGUCGUACGAUGACUAAGGUUCAGUAGUACCUGGCACAAACAACACAAAGUACGCAGUUUGGGAGGAUAUAGCACUGUUCUUACUACACCUCGAGCACUGCCGUAAAGCAGUUGGCACGCAAAUAAAGAUGGAGGUUGAAAUGGAAAAUUUCGAGAUCACAGACUGGGACAUUGAGAAUGAAUUCAACCCAGACAGGAUCAGACGAAGACCAACAAAAAACCAAAAGAUUUAUGGAAUCUGGGCGGACGAUGACAGUGAUGAUGGCCGACCGAGCUUUCGUUCGGAGAGGAAGAAAGACUUUAGUGCUCCAAUCAGCUUUGUAAGUGGUGGAAUUCGAGAGGUAGGGAAGAAGGAAGAGAAGAAAGAGGAAUCUGCUGAUGAACAAUCCUCCAGUGAAGACGAAAUCAAGCUUCCUGUGCGCUCAAAGAAAUCUGGAUUUUCUGGAGCUCGAGGACGUCAUACGGGCCAUCCUUCGUUCAGCGGCGAGGGACAGAACUUUGGACACUGGGAAAAACAUACGAAGGGUAUUGGAGCUAAGUUACUUCUUCAGAUGGGCUACAAGCCAGGCAAAGGCUUGGGGCGAGAUCUCCAAGGCAUCUCCGCACCCAUAGAGGCUAAGCUUCGGAAAGGAAAGGGUGCCAUUGGCCUCUACGGACCAGAGCACAAGACCGCACCGGCAUCAACACAGCCGUCCGCUGACGAUGCCGCACAGAAGGCUCAGCUGCACGACGCAAAUCAGUGGAAGAAACGCAAGGCAUGCGAAAAGAAAAUUAAAUACGUCUACAAGACAAUCGACGAAGUGAAGUCCGAAGGUGUCUACCGUAGGACAACGUCCGCGCCGCAGAGCAAGCUUAGCAAGGUCAAGGUUAUUGAUAUGACUGGACCAGAACAGAGGGUGCUUUCUGGCUACCAUGAGCUGCAUCAGCAACACACAAGGCCCGAAGAAGAGGAUGCGCCAGAUGUCGCACGCUCCAUUGGUGCAAAUUUUUCCGUACCUGAACUAAGUCACAAUUUAGACUUGUUGGUGGACAUGACGGAGCAGCGCAUCAUGCAGAACGAUCGUGAACUUAGACAUGAAAACGAUCGCUUAGUCAACAUGCAACAUGAGCUGGAACAGCUGGAGGAAACCACGCUUCACGAACAAAAUCAAGAGGCGCGGUUAAAGGCUGUUACGACCAUCUUGAAAGAGGUGGAAGAACGAACGAAGGAAGAUUGUGCAGAUCCAUUGACGUUAUCAGAAUGUGCAGAUCACUUCCGUUCUUUACUCGAGUCUUACUAUGAAGAGUACAAGAUGUUCGGACUAUCGGAUCUUGCCAUAACUGCUAUAUGCCCACUAUUUAAAAAGCACCUCGAGAAGUGGCAGCCACUAAAGAAGCCUUCUUUUGCGGUCAACGUGUUUAAAGAGUGGAAAGACAUUUUAGAAGGUAGUGACGGACUCAACCGUUCUUACGCGCACCACUGUGCUGGCAAUCCAGACCCUUACCACCACAUUGUCUGGGAAAGUUGGAUGCCUCUUGUACGACAAACUAUCCUGAGCUGGUCACCGAGAAACUGUGAUCCAGCGAUAGAAUUGCUGGAGACAUGGAUGCCCCUCCUCCCACCAUGGAUCUUUCACAAUGUACUGGACCAGUUUGUGCUUCCCAGGCUGCAGCAGGAAGUGGAGGCGUGGAACCCUCUGACCGAUACUGUACCCAUACAUUCUUGGUUGCACCCCUGGCUGCCGCUUAUGGGUUCUAGACUGGAACCUCUGUAUCCACCAAUCCGAAUGAAGCUUUCGAAUGCGUUGACCAACUGGCAUCCUUCGGAUGGGUCAGCCAAACUUAUUUUGGAGCCCUGGAGAAGGGUCUUUUCAGGGGGAACGCUGGAGGCUUUUGUGGUGGCAAAUAUUCUUCCUAAGCUAGCCGUUGCUCUGCAAGGGAUGGUCAUCAACCCUCAUCACCAAAUUCUUGAUGUGUGGCACUGGGUGAUGGCGUGGGAAGACAUGUGCCCUCCAUCCAGCAUGGCAACGCUCAUGGAAAAGACUUUUUUCCCCCAGUGGCUACAAGUGCUGUGUACAUGGCUUCAGCAUAAUCCAAAUUACGAAGAAGUCUCAAAAUGGUACCUCGGUUGGAAAUCUCUGUUCUCCGAAGCACUUCUGGCAGAACCAGCUAUUCGGGAACAAUUCAAGGCUGCCCUAGACAUCAUGAACCGUGCAGUAUCGGGUGCGGCCCCAGUGCCAAUGGGUUAUCCAGCACCACCUCACCAGAUACCGCCUGUCCCGGAGGUGAACUUCAAUCAGAACAGAAGAGACUAUGAGGCAAUGCCAGCAGUACGCAGUGCACCCUCAUUUGCAAACAUUCACAUGAGUUUCAAGGAGCUUAUAGAGCAGAAGGCUCAAGAAAAGAACCUACUGUUCAUGCCCAUUCCAAACCGGUUCCAAGAGGCCAAGCAGGUGUACAGAUUGGGUCGAAUUAUGCUCUAUAUCGACAGGAGCGUAAUCUUCAUGUUCAAUGGCAAGAUCUGGGUGCCAACAUCCAUGCAAAGUCUGUUGGACAUGGCUGGGUGACAAUGUGCAUAAGCCUCAUUUCACAUACUGGGUUGUAAAUAAAUCACUUUCUGUAGUCA
This is a messenger RNA of Ornithodoros turicata, 2726 nucleotides long. RefSeq names its product tuftelin-interacting protein 11-like. Bases 250 to 2667 code for a protein of 805 amino acids. Gene Ontology annotation, cellular component: U2-type post-mRNA release spliceosomal complex. The transcript has 16 exons. Gene Ontology annotation, molecular function: nucleic acid binding. The record is from RefSeq and is a predicted model, not a curated record. Gene Ontology annotation, biological process: spliceosomal complex disassembly. NCBI's taxonomy places the organism in Eukaryota, Metazoa, Arthropoda, Arachnida, Ixodida, Argasidae.